Messenger RNA from Jaminaea rosea, 1741 nucleotides. Its product is annotated as 3-carboxy-cis,cis-mucoante lactonizing enzyme. Gene Ontology annotation, molecular function: 6-phosphogluconolactonase activity; protein binding. The record is from RefSeq and is a predicted model, not a curated record. The transcript has a single exon. The coding region runs from base 133 to 1569 and encodes 478 amino acids. NCBI's taxonomy places the organism in Eukaryota, Fungi, Basidiomycota, Exobasidiomycetes, Microstromatales.
UCCUUCUACCUCGGUUUCCCGCCCCUCAUCCUCGCCUCGGUGCCUGAAGCUGGCUUCAGACUGGCCGUCGUUCAUUCAAUCUCUCCAUCAUCUCCUCCGUACCUUGCCCUCAUCCCUCUCCUUCCCGUCAACAUGUUCGGCAUAACAGUCUCCUUCGUCGUUCUCUGCCUCGCCCUCUCAGGACACGCCCAGCCCAUCAACGUCAAAGAGACGCUGCCGCACCAUGCCCCUUUCCAAACGGCGACGACGCACCUCUCCUCUUACCUGCUCCUCACAGGCGGCUACUCCGGGGAUCUUUCAGUCCUGUCCAUCGAUUCCACCACAGGCAACCUCACCAACCUCACCUCGACCCGUCAAGCGGGUGCGGGACCCUCAUGGGCAAGCUGGAAUCCCAGCGAUGUCAGCAAGCUCUACGUUGUCAAUGACAAUGCGGGCGCAAAUGCCACGAAUCUACAUCGAUUCACCUGGGAUGGGGCAAAGCUGAGGGACGUCGAGCCUGGAAGGUCAGAGCUCGAAGGGACGGUUCAUACUCGCUACUCUCGUCGUAAGAGCGCAGCCAGUUGUCUUCUCUCAGCAGGCUAUGGAGCCAAAGCGGUUAGCAGCCAGGCACUAGACCAACAGCAGAGCCUGCGAAAUGCAAAGACGAGCGCAGGCGUGACGUACAAGUACAGCUUCUCAGGCAAAGGACCGAACACGGCACGACAGGACCAGUCUCGCCCACAUGAGAUCAUCGAUUCGCCUGAUGGAAAGUUCGUCUACGUUCCCGACUUGGGAGCUGAUCGCGUGCACGUCUUCCGAUAUGCCAAUAGCACCACGAGCGAUGCUGUUGGGCAGAAUGGAAAGCAAGAUGGCAGUCAAUGUGCGCUCGAGGCUUUGGCGCCGAUCAAGACAGCCGCGGGCGAUGGCCCCAGGCAUAUGGCCUUCUUCACUGCGACGGAUCAGACGGGGUCACGCAACUCAAACGCGAAGCGUGGUGGUCGCGCACCAUUGUCGCUUCAUCCCAUGGGCACCACGGCCGCCGCCGCGGCUGCAAACAAGACGUACGCCUACCUCGUCACCGAGCUCGGCGGCACCAUUCGCAGCUUCACCUACAACUCCACGACCGGUCAGCUUUCCCUCAUCGGUCUCGCCCAGACGACCCGCACGGGCAUUCAGGGCAACAGCACCGAGCUCGCAAAUGUCGCUCCCUCUGAGCCCAUGAUCUCCCCAGACGGGCGCUUCGUCUAUGUAGCCAACCGCCACCUGCCCCAUGCUGCCAAACAGAGCAGCCGUGCCGCUACAGGCCGCGGAGGGCAAGACGACAGCAUCGCCCUCUUCUCUCGCAAUCUGACUACCGGGCUUCUCACUGGCCCUCUUGCCCAGUACUCGAGCGGCGGCCGCAACCCGCGUCACGCCUCGCUGCACAGCGAUGGCAAGUGGAUCGCAGUGGCCAAUCAGGGGGACGACGAUGGUACAGGUGCCAGUCUGGCUGUUUUGCGCGUCAAUGUCACGAGUGGAGCGCUCGAGGAGGUGCAAAGGUGGGAUAAUAUCACCUCGCCUGCUUUUGCCGGGUGGUGGGGUUCAUCCUGAGUGCGGCGUCAGCCCGGGACUUUCUGCUGCUCUUACACUCUCCGUCAUUCAAGCCGAAAUGUGAUGGUAGUAUUACAAGCUUUGACCUCGCCCCAAAGUAGCACGAAAGCCGCACGCACGAAUGAAAGGGCGAUUCCAGCGUAGGGCAGAAAGCCUUUCUGGGCCGUUGCCU